AGUGUGUGGAGAGAGAGAGAACGUGACAGUCCAGAGCUGUGAGAGACCACCACACAGAACACAACAGAUUUAAUUAGAACAGGUUUGAGUAGUAGUGGUAGUAACCAGAGCAGACAGGGACCGGAGACGGCAGACAGGAACCAGAGACGGAAGACAGUAUCUGGAGAAAUGGCUUACUGUGGGUCAGCAACCCUCCUCCUGCCUCCAGUCAAGAGUGUGAUGGUCUACAGGAACGGGGACUCCUUCUACUCCGGCAGGAGGUUUGUGGUCAACCAUCGACAGGUGUCCACCAUGGAGGCGUUUCUCAAUGACGUGACCCACUGCAUUCAGGCUCCGCUGGCCGUGAGGACCCUGUACACCCCCCGGCAGGGUCACCGGGUCAGGGAGCUGCAUGACCUCCAGACCGGGGCCCAGUACGUGGCCGCAGGCUUCGAGAGGUUCAAGAAGCUUGAUUAUUUGAACACAGGGCUGAAGAAGCAGCCUGUACCCAUGGGAGAAGGAGCUCGGGCAAGAUUACUUCACAGACCGAAUGUGUCAGCAAAAUGGAGAAAGUAUAUUCCUCUACCCUGUAUCAUACAUGUUUUCCGCAACGAAGAUCUUCGCUGCUCGCCAUUCCGUUUCAUAAUUCCCAGGACCUGGCAGCACGACCUGGAUCAGAUCCUCGGUCUAGUCACAGAGAAGGCCAGUUUACGCACUGGAGCAGUGCGCAGGUUGUGCACUCUAGAGGGAGUAACUGUGUCCAGUGCAGACGAGCUGGUGAGUGGCCAGUUCUAUGUGGCUGUGGGAGCAGAGAGGUUCAAGAAGCUUCCCUACGUGGAACUGUUGGUUCCUAAAGCCUCUGAGAGAAAUUACCCUGGAAAUAGAAGACUGUCAAGGAGAUAUAAGGGCAGGAAGGCAGCCAGUGGCCCUGAGGACAGUUACAGUGACUCUGCUCUCCUGGACUCUCCAGAGUCGGAUGGGCGGAGGGUGAAGUCCACUGGGGAUGAGGUGGGGGAGACGGCUCUCCCAUCCAUCCAGAGGAGACCAGUGAAGGAGGAGAGCUCUAUCUUCUACGCCAAACCAGUGAAAGUCAGAGUGAGGAACAGAGGCCAUCCCAGGCCUCCACUAAGGACUGGACCAGCCCAGGCCAGUGUGUUUAGAGCUGUACAGAAGAAGAGAGAGGAGGUGCAGGGGGCUGAGGAGGUGCUGGAGGAUGAGAACACAGCAGUAGAUGUUCCCGUUGACCAGAGAGUGGCAGAGACAGUAGAGGACGAGGACCUUAUUGGGAGAAAUCCUCCUCAUUACAACAGCCAAGAUCAGAUUUUGACCAAGGCUACAAAAGAUCCCCUUCCUCACCCAGAACACCCACACAAGUUGGAAUCAUCGACUGAGAAAGACAGGAACUCACCUGAAAAUACCAGCUCUUCCAUCUGCAAAGAGGAUGACAUUGAUGGGAGCCCUACGCUUGAUACAGAAAUGCCACAGGCCAACACAUCCCUGGGGCUCUAUGAAAUGAACUCUACCGCAGGUCCAUCUGUCCACAAAAAAGAAGACGCUGCCUUAGAGAGUUGUGUGUCUGCUACUGAUACACCAGAGGAGCCGAAGACGGAGCCAAAGCCAACCACUCCACACUCAAGGGCUUCUUCGUCAUCUACAUCCUCCGCAUCUCAAAGUUCUCCGACAAGCGGGGGUAUCCAGGGAAACCGUUCAAGUAUUUGAUCAGGCUCGAUUGAAUAGGGAAUCCUCAUACCCUCCACCAGACACCGUAAUGAAGCAGUCCAGUCGCUCCACCAGACACCGUAAUGAAGCAGUCCAGUCGCUCCACCAGACACCGUAAUGAAGCAGUCCAGUCCCUCCACCAGACACCGUAAUGAAGCAGUCCAGUCCCUCCACCAGACACCGUAAUGAAGCAGUCCAGUCGCUCCACCAGACACCGUAAUGAAGCAGUCCAGUCCCUCCACCAGACACCGUAAUGAAGCAGUCCAGUCCCUCCACCAGACACCGUAAUGAAGCAGUCCAGUCCCUCCACCAGACACCGUAAUGAAGCAGUCCUCAUACCCUCCACCAGACACCGUAAUGAAGCAGUCCUCAUACCCUCCACCAGACACCGUAAUGAAGCAGUCCAGUCCCUCCACCAGACACCGUAAUGAAGCAGUCCAGUCCCUCCACCAGACACCGUAAUGAAGCAGUCCUCAUACCCUCCACCAGACACCGUAAUGAAGCAGUCCAGUCCCUCCACCAGACACCGUAAUGAAGCAGUCCAGUCCCUCCACCAGACACCGUAAUGAAGCAGUCCUCAUACCCUCCACCAGACACCGUAAUGAAGCAGUCCAGUCCCUCCACCAGACACCGUAAUGAAGCAGUCCAGUCCCUCCAGAAGACAUCGUAAUGAAGCAGUCCUCAUACCCUCCACCAGACACCGUAAUGAAGCAGUCCUCAUACCCUCCACCAGACACCGUAAUGAAGCAGUCCUCAUACCCUCCACCAGACACCGUAAUGAAGCAGUCCAGUCCCUCCACCAGACACCGUAAUGAAGCAGUCCAGUCCCUCCACCAGACACCAUAAUGAAGCAGUCCUCAUACCCUCCACCAGACACCGUAAUGAAGCAGUCCUCAUACCCUCCACCAGACACCGUAAUGAAGCAGUCCGGUCCCUUCACCAGACACUGUAAUGAAGCAGUCCGGUCCCUUCACCAGACACCGUAAUGAAGCAGUCCUCAUACCCUCCACCAGACACCGUAAUGAAGCAGUCCUCAUACCCUCCACCAGACACCGUAAUGAAGCAGUCCUCAUACCCUCCACCAGACACCGUAAUGAAGCAGUCCAGUCCCUCCACCAGACACCGUAAUGAAGCAGUCCAGUCCCUCCAGAAGACAUCGUAAUGAAGCAGUCCUCAUACCCUCCACCAGACACCGUAAUGAAGCAGUCCGGUCCCUCCACCAGACACCGUAAUGAAGCAGUCCUCAUACCCUCCACCAGACACCGUAAUGAAGCAGUCCUCAUACCCUCCACCAGACACCGUAAUGAAGCAGUCCGGUCCCUCCACCAGACACCAUAAUGAAGCAGUCCUCAUACCCUCCACUAGACACCGUAAUGAAGCAGUCCUCAUACCCUCCACCAGACACCGUAAUGAAGCAGUCCGGUCCCUUCACCAGACACCGUAAUGAAGCAGUCCUCAUACCCUCCACUAGACACCGUAAUGAAGCAGUCCUCAUACCCUCCACCAGACACCGUAAUGAAGCAGUCCGGUCCCUUCACCAGACACCGUAAUGAAGCAGUCCGGUCCCUUCACCAGACACCGUAAUGAAGCAGUCCGGUUCUCAGAAUGGGCCUGUGGCUUAUGAGGAGAGCGGAGGAGAGUAACAAGAUCAUUGUUUCUGUAAUCUACCGUCUAUUGUUUUCAUUAGUAAACUGAAAAUCCAAAAUGCAAAUGUAUUCUUUAUGAUAUUGACAUAUUUUACAGGAAAUACUGUGGUACAGUAAUCAGGUAAUCUAUGUAAUGUUUAUUUAAAAAUGUAUAUUCAUGACGCACAAUGCUUUUACUUUGAUGGAAAGCGGCAAACAUAUUGUAAACAGGAAGAAGUAUUUUUGAGACAAUAAGAGAACAAGUAGGAUAGGGUUCUGUAUUAUUCCGUUAUAGAACACAUACAAUGAAUGUAAAGUAUUCUGUUUUAUCAAAAUAUACUUUAAUAUCUAAUGGAAAUAUACAAUAUGAAAUACUUCAUAUCUUACAAAAAAACUACCGCAAUGUCCUCUGUGGUUGUACAGUACAAGCAUUUUGACUCAAAUAAUUCAUAUGCUAUUAUUUCUGAAUAAAACGUGCAAUACAA
Molecule: messenger RNA, 3808 nt
Organism: Oncorhynchus keta (chum salmon)
Lineage: Eukaryota; Metazoa; Chordata; Actinopteri; Salmoniformes; Salmonidae
Gene: dcdc2b
Product: doublecortin domain containing 2B
Exons: 15
Coding region: 169-1698 (509 amino acids)
Biological process (GO): intracellular signal transduction
Cellular component (GO): microtubule; microtubule organizing center
Source: RefSeq, a predicted model, not a curated record